UACAACACACCGAGAGAAAAGAGACGAGGCAGCAGCAGCAACAGCGGCAAAGUUGCUGUUAGCGAGCGAGAGAGCGCGACAGCUACACGGAAUCCCAUCGUCUAUAUAUGGCUACGAAAAUACCAUUUGAUUUGAAAACAUUAUGCGUACGAAAUACAUACACAUAGCGCUAUCAUCAGCCGAAGCGUUAACAACACAAAACGACCUAUCAUAAAAAUACACUAUCACAAUAACAGCAUUAAUAGCAGGCACCUUUAACAGGCAACGACUUUAACACAGCACCCAGUAAAAAAUCAACUAUAACUUCAACUUCAUUUUGAAAAAUGUCUUCAAAGCAAUUUAAACCAUUUAAUUGUGUUCUUUCCUCUGUCAAAUGGAUUUUCGUGUAGAAUUGAGAACAAAAAGUGUCUAAACAACAACCGAGCGAAAGAGAAGGAAAAUAAAACUGUAAAAAAAUAAAACAUUAUUUGAAAACAAAAGCGAUCCGAAGGAAAACCGAAAAGUUGAAAAAGAAAGGAAAAAAAGCAAAACAAAUGCGAUAAACUUUUAUUCUAUUUUUGUGCUGUGUUGAUGUGUAUUCGCUCGGAAAAGAAUCAAAUAAAUACGAUUUUCAAUUUCGCUCCGCACAUAAGAAGAAGAGAAAAAUUCUUAUUCGAUUGUUAAAACAUAAUUCGUCUUGCGAAUAUUCAGACGCUUUCUGCAUUUGUAGUGUUGAAUUGAAACUCACUAAAACUGAAACUACUGCGUGACAUAAUUUUAUGAUUUUUUUAUUUAUUUUCUCGUGUUGUGUCGACGUUUAAUAUUCAUUUUUAUUCAUUCUUUUUUUCUGAUAUAGUGCAAAAUAUAAUCAGUCAGGCAGUCUGUUAAGCGCCAGCGACAAAAUAAAAACAAUAAAUUGCAUAUUUAAAGCGAAACCAAUAAGUGCGUAAGUGCAUGUGCGACGAAAACAGUUAUUGAAACUUAAUUGAGGCGAUUCCAAACAUUGAGCCACUUAAAUAAAUUCGAACGUGGAACAGAAAAAAAUAGUGUCAAUGAACCGCACCAAAGUGAGUUUUUGAGUGGACGUCGAGAGAAAGGAGAAAAAUCGUUGAAAAGAAAAUAUUCAACUAAUAAUUUUCGCCGAAACGGUUGAAAUUUUAUUUUUGAAGGAAAAAAGGCUCAGUAACAUUUUAUCGUCGGACGACACGGUCGAAUAGUUUAAAAGCCGAUAUUAAGAGUAUUUGUAGUUUGAAUUCGAGUCAAGCGAAGUAAAGUGAUUACUGAAUUAGGACAAAAGUGUGAAAAGUGCAUCGAAUAUUUGUUGAAAUUGUAGUUUUGGUAGCGAUUGAUCCAAGAGAAUUGUUGAAGUAUCGAAAAGAAUUCCAAAUGGCGCUUUCCCGUCGGCAUUGAAACCGAAUGGUACGAACACGCUAGCAAACAAGCAUUCAUUCAUACUGGAUGCUUAGAUAAGCAAUGUCAAAGUCCUUUCUGGAUAGUAUGCUACCAGGUUAUCCGCAAUUUCCACCAUUCACUAGUUCUCAAUUGAGUUCAGUCGCAUCACUUCUCCACUUGAACAAUAAUAAUUCCUAUUUAAACUCGAAUCACACACAUCAUAACGGCAUAAAUUUAUCAUUGGCCACAUCGACAUCGUCACAAAGUACGUUGUCUAAUUCGGAAGACGCUUCUAUUUCAAAUUCAGCAUCGGUGACAAAUUCAACAGCGGCCAAUAAAAUGUAUCCAUAUGUUUCAAAUCAUCCGUCGUCUCAUACCAGUUUGUCAGGUAUGCCAGGCUUUUCUGGUUUAGAGGAUAAAUCUUGUAGAUAUACAGACAGCGUCAUGAAUUAUCAAUCGAUGGCUCCCAGUGCAUCAAGCUUUGCACAAUUCUACCACCAAGCAGCUGUUUCAGCCGCUUCCGCUGGCGUUGUCGGCGGCGUUGGUGAUUCGCUAGGAAAUUGCACUCAGCCAUCAUCGGGCGUUGCUUCAACAGCUGGAAGCACACCAGCUUUAUCCGAUCUGCCACGAUACCCUUGGAUGGCGUUAACAGGAUUGGUCGACAAACUGCCGAAUCAGAACUUCUUGGGCAACGCUGGCUACAAAGACUGGAUCGGCCCAUAUGAUCGUGUUGUUUGCGGUGAAUUCUCCGCACCAAAUGGAUGUCCAAGAAGACGAGGUCGACAAACAUAUACACGCUUCCAGACACUCGAACUGGAGAAAGAGUUUCACUUCAAUCACUACUUGACACGAAGGCGACGAAUUGAAAUUGCUCAUGCAUUGUGCUUAACCGAACGUCAAAUUAAAAUCUGGUUCCAGAACCGCCGUAUGAAAUUAAAGAAAGAGCUACGCGCCGUCAAAGAAAUCAACGAACAGGCACGUCGCGAUCGCGAGGAACAGGAAAAGAUGAAAAAUCAAGAAAUCAAGUCCGCCCAACAGCAGCACAGCAACAAGCAAUCGCAUCACCAUGAUCAACAUUCACACAUCGUGAAUCAGAAUUCGAGCGGUCAUCUCCAUCAUUCGGUUGUACAGAAUGAUCUGAAACUGGGCUUAAGCAUGAGUGGUGUCGGCGGCAUUGGCAGCAAUUUAGGUAUGAUGACCGGUUUCGAAAAACCGAAUCAAGAUUUAUUAAAGUCUGUCAGUAAAAUUAAUUCGUAAAUUUCCGCAUUUAUAAUUUGCACACACGAACCCCCAUCAAUCAAACACAAACACACGAACACGCAAACAUCAAACACAUAAACAGCCAGUUAACUUCUAUUGAGUAAAUAACACUGAAUUCAUGAUAAACCAUCGCACUCACGCUACAACGCAACUUUGAUGUGAAAUGGACAGUUUAUGCGAACAAGCCGAAUGAAAUAAUGUUUAAGUGCAUUUUUCGAAUGCAAGAAGAAGAAAAAACCAAGCAACACAACAAAAAAGCGAGAAAAAAUAUCUUCUAUAUAUAUAUAAUAAUUAAAAGAAAGCAUUGUUUGUGUGUUUUUUCUGUUUUUCAAUUGUUUUUUCCAUUUUUGUUUCUCACGUUCGAACAGUUCUUUAAGAAUUUUCUUUUUCAUUUAAGUUUUUCGUUGCGUCUUAUGUUUGCUUUCUUUUUUCUUUUUCUCUUUUUUUUUUGGAAAAUUUAGGAGCGUCGUCAGCAUAUUUGUCAUAAAUUCCACUUUUAUUUAUCGCAUCGAUAUAUUCUGAUAGUAAUUCGGUCAAGUCAAUGGAAACGCAAAUUGUGCUGUGCGUCUCUCUUGAUGCGACCAACAACAUAAAACACGCACUCUAAUUGCUCUUAAUGCCAAUAUACCAUUACAUGAAUGGUUAUUAGUCGUAAAAUACAUUUAUUUUCCCGUGAACAAAUAUGUCAUUUGAAUACACACUUACAAGAGAAAAAAAAAUUAUAACAUAAACGGAAUAAUUGCACAGAAAGAGAAAGAACACAGAAUAACACACAUAAAGAGAAAAAGAAAAGGUGAAUGUAGAAAAACGGCGAAAAACAAACAGGAGAAAAGAAUGAAAAAACAGAAGAAUCUCAUAAUUCUUUAUACGUAACAAACAAAUAAAUGUAACCUUAGUGUAUAAUGUAUAAGUUCAAAACAAACCUAAACUAAACAAACUAAAGUAUAUGUAAUUGCAAGAAGUAAAAAUUCAGUUAGUACUAAGAGUCAAGCCCACAAACAUCUUCAUCAAUCAAGAAAAAAAAAGUAUGGAAGAAGCGACGAAAAGUUCUAGGAAAAUUUGGAGUUUUGCAUCGAUUUUCCGAUUUAAAUGAAACGUAGUUUGCGAAAUUGAAUCGGUAUUGUUUGACAGCGAAAGGAAACAUGGGAAGAAUGCUCCCAGUGACAAGAAAACGAAAUAGUGCUUAGGGCUUCGUUAAUUUUGAUUUCGAAUUUAAGUUGGCAUUAAUAAUUUUUCAAGUAAUUCAUUUCUUGUAAAACGUAUUUUUUUUCUGUUGUGAUUGUAUUUAAAAUGAUGCGUUAGAGGGUGAAAACAUGAUUUUCUUUUAGUUUGAGAUAAGGGAGCAUACAUUAGUAGAAACAAAAAUGGAAAACUUAGUUGGGAAGUAUACGAUGCCAAAACGUUCAAAAGGAUCGACGACUGAUACAGCGCGUCUUCAUAGCUUUUCAGGCUUCCAACUUUGCUUUUUUUCUCUUUUGAAAGUGCAUACGUAAUCACCAAAUUAAAUUAAAAAAAAAUCAGUGAUAAAAAGAAAACAUUUCGAAAAGUAUCCAUUUGUGCAAAAAUAGAAACCACACGGACAAAAUUAUUGAGCGGUUAUUAUUGUUUCGACACUUUCAUCGCUUUCUGUUGAUUAAACAAAAUUUAUAUUUAGAUUUUCGGUUUUUUAGUUUCCAAAACUUUUUUUUGGCAUACAUUUUUUUGAGCUAAUAAAGGAAAAUUUUGAUCUCGUUUUGCGAUUACAUCCAAAAAUUCAUUUGAUAGUCGUUAGCAUGUGAAUUUGUGCCAUGGGCUUGGAUUCUCAACACGUGAGUCGAUCAUUAGUUUAAUUUCGUUGAGAGUAAGUAUCACAAAAAUGCAAUUUCUGUUGUCAAUCGAAUUUUCAAUGUGUAAUCGUAAUUUUUAACGCUCAAUUUUUUUUUUUCAAAUUUUCGUGACAAAACAAAUCUUAGCCAUAGUCAAACAAUAUAUCGAUUUCACUGCAUCCCUCCAAAACAACGCGAUUCAAACAAACGCAAAAACAAAAUAACCGAUUUAUGUAGACAAAAACAAAGUAUUAACCGAGAAAAUUGCAUUGAGAGAAGAAUCAUGACAAAACAAAUGAGAAGAGAAACCAUUUACGUGUACUCACAACAACGGUGAAAACACAUACUCAGUGUGUUUCACAGAUCACAGCAUCCAUUUCAUUCACAUACGUAAUAAAUAACAAUAAAUGCUAAAAGUUAAGCAAAACAAUUUAAAGGAAACAAAAAAAGCGUUCAUAUUUGCCAUAUACAUAAUUAUAUUUACAUAAAGUUUUAACGAUAUGGAAAAAUAAAAUAAAAAUUUAUAUAUAUACACACACACAUUAUACAAACAAGAUUGAAAAAAAUUACAUGAUUUGGGCUCCCUCCUGACACAAGUUGACGAAAUAAACAUGCAAAAAAUCGUUCGCGAUGAUAUUGAGAAGGAAUGAGCACACAGCAAAAAUCUAUUUACAUGCAACCUCCGUAUAGUGACCAUGUGAACCGUAUAUUGCACACAUAAAAAAGAAAACAAUCUGAAACACUGAAUCGAUACAAAUGUUUUAAGUCAAACACCGUGUGUCAAAGGAAGCAUCAUUGAGUCAUGGCCAUGUUGUGGCGAGUUGUAUUGCCGGUUUGCAGGACUUGUAUCGAUUGAAUGUUUUUCUCUUCCUCCUCCCCCCCCCCCCUUAAAACUCAUAAAUACGUACUAGAUGUGUAAGAUGAAAUGAAAACAACAAUUUUAAACAGCAAAAUCCGUGAAUAAACCUUAGUUUAGAACAAACCAAUAUUUAACAUAACAUACACAAAACACAAAAUAUUAUAAACAAGCUAUUAAGAAUAUUAAAACAAAAUAUCUACUUACAUUAUUACUAUUUACAUGAUAAAUUACCUUCAUACAUAAUGUUUAAGAAAUUGAAGAAACUCUUAAUAUUGCAACGCAACACAAGAACAUUUCAUUGUUUUUUAGAUUGUCUAGGGCAAGCCGAUUUUUGACAGAAAGACAGAUGAGUGUGAAAAAGAGAGAAACCUCCCGAGAAACCGAGAAACAGAAAGAGAGAGAGAGAGAGAGAGAGAGAGAGAUCAAUAAGGGUGCAUCUAGUAACGCAAUAAAAGAAUACAUUUCAAACAGCAAAAAAGGAAGAUCAUAAAAACCAAUCGGAAAUUUUAUGAACAUUCGAGUUGUAAUUUUAACAACUUGACAAAAUUGUGAACCCUCAAUAAAAAUGACUCAAUUUCGUGAAUGUUUUUAUUUUCUAUAAUGUAGUUUUGUUUAAAACAAUAAAAACCGAUCGAUGUAUGGGAUUAACAUCGAAACUUCAGUUUUCUUUUCUUCUAAUCGUUCUCGUUCAUUUUGCAAGAUAUAAUCUUAUAUACUACAUGAGAAGCGACCGCUCGAAAAUAGCGCCCGAAUAAAACCAUUACGAUUUCUAGUGAAAUUUAGCAAUUUUUUUUGUUUAUUUCCAUUUCUGUCCAUAAUGUUUUCCUUUGAAAUAAGUUCCACUUAAACAAAUUUUAAUCGAUUAACAUCCAUUGUUUCUUGUAAUUUGUUUUUUUUUAUAUAUAAACAUGCAUUUUGUUAUUCUUUAGUUUUGCGCGAGAUCCCAAUGAAAAUAAAUUAUGACCGCCAUUUUUAUAAGUUUGAAAUUUUGUUUCAUUUUGCUUCGUCUUUAGGAUAUGCACGAUAAGUAAAGAAUUCUUCUUCUUUUUUUUGGCAAAUUGUGAUUUUUGGCGAUUUUUUUGAAAUAAUUUUGAACAUUAUUAUUGUUAUUAUUGAUGUCAUUGAUACUCUCAGGUUGGCUACGGAGUUUUGCAGAUGUGAAAAAAGUGAAAGAAAAAAGACUGUCGUUCAAAUUGCGAAAUCCUCAAGAUACGUAAUAAUUUUUCUUGCUUAAAAAUAUCAAAAGAAAACCGUUUGUAUUUGUUCCUCUAUUCUACCAACUUUUUGAGAACCGCAUCAAAUUUACAAAUGAAAACAAAAUACAGUUGGAAACAGAAAUGUUGAUGUCAAAAUGAAACGAGCGUGACGGAAAUUUCGAAACGCGCACAAACAUCUGAACCUCAUGAGAAAAAUGUGUUUCCUUUCGAAGCGAAAACUUUCCCCAUUUCAUCGAUUCCAGAGCGAUUUCAUUGAGCAGUGUACUCAACUCAAUUUGUUGCACACAAUUUUGUCCGUCUUACACAAACUGACUGACACACUCAAGUGUGCAUAUAUAUCUGAUUGGCAAUCGACGGUUAGUCAUUAAACCUAAAUGCUUGCAUUUUGAAACUCAAUCCUCAAGCAAAGAAUCUCUUGCACUGUCUCUUUUUAUGAAAAAGAAUUCGUAAGUGGAAUUGUAAAAAAAAAUCGAAUAUUUGAGAGAAAAACAAGCAGAUGAAUUGUAAUUAAUUGAAAAAAAAUAUAAUUUAUUUUCUCUACAUCUUAUCAUAUUAUGUACUUGUAUGUAAUGAACAAUUUUAGUGAACACAGAAAAUUGAAUAUUUAAAGCUAGAAACACACAAACAACAUUACAACUAAUUUAAACGAAGAAAAAGAGAGAAAAAAACAUUAAUUAAGGGUUAUUGUAAAACAUCAAAAUGCCAUAUAAUAUUUUUCAAGUGUACACGUAAACAUAAAACAAUAAUCUAGCGUAAAUAGUGUAAACGCGCGAAUACUCAAACAAAAUUGCAUUGCCGUAGUGUUUCUAUAUUAAUGAAAUAAAUUUAGACAAAGACAAAAACAAAAAAAAA
Molecule: messenger RNA, 7364 nt
Organism: Sitodiplosis mosellana (orange wheat blossom midge)
Lineage: Eukaryota; Metazoa; Arthropoda; Insecta; Diptera; Cecidomyiidae
Product: homeobox protein abdominal-A homolog
Exons: 7
Coding region: 1453-2628 (391 amino acids)
Biological process (GO): anterior/posterior pattern specification; negative regulation of transcription by RNA polymerase II
Cellular component (GO): nucleus
Molecular function (GO): DNA-binding transcription factor activity, RNA polymerase II-specific; RNA polymerase II cis-regulatory region sequence-specific DNA binding
Source: RefSeq, a predicted model, not a curated record